AUGUCACUAAUUAAAGAUAGUCUCAACAAUAAUACUACUGCUACUACUAGUACGAUAGAUGAUAAUAAUAUGUUUGCAUUAUCAUUUGCAAAUCAUCCAAUGGAUUUAAUAAGUAAUACUGAAAAUCCACCAGAUUUACUGGAUUCAAAUAAUAAUGGAGAUUCUUUCCAUGAAGACUUCAUUAUGGAUUUAGAUACUUAUAAUAAUGAUAUUAAUAACAAUAGUAAUAAUAAUAAUAAUAAUAAUUACAAUCCUACAAUUAUUACACCUAACGUUAAUUUUAUCACUGGCGGUUUUGAAAAUUAUGAUGUUGGUCAAAAUAUGAAUAACAGAGAAAUUGAAUCUAAAAAUCAAAAUAAUUUAUUAUCAAGUACUAAAGGUUCUUAUGAAAAUAUAAUAGAUUCAUAUGCAAACGUCGCUCAACAAAAUUAUAGAUUAUGGCUGUCAUCGUUUUAA
Messenger RNA from Maudiozyma barnettii, 456 nucleotides. RefSeq names its product Icy1p (gene ICY1). The transcript has a single exon. Lineage: Eukaryota; Fungi; Ascomycota; Saccharomycetes; Saccharomycetales; Saccharomycetaceae. Bases 1 to 456 code for a protein of 151 amino acids. The record is from RefSeq and is a predicted model, not a curated record.